UUCAAAAUAAAAUUACAUCAGUAACUAUUUAUUCAGACGUAGGGGAAACUAACACAUGCACAUAGCUGGCUCGGUUUCGUGGUUACUAGCUGUACGUAGCCGCUUUCCCCAGGUUCAUUUCCAUCCUGACGAUAUAAACGAAACUUAACCAAAGUGAUUGUCACGUUGUCUUCAAACUGCGAGUGAGCCAGUAACUCGAAAUGACUGCUGUUAGUACGAAGAAACGGAAAGUUUCCAAGAAGAACAAGAAGGCAUGGCGCAAACACGUGGACACGAAAGAUGUUGAGAAGUUUUUAGAAGAUACGCGACAGGAGGAGAGAUUAGGCUCUUUCGAAUCUCGUAAGGACUCGGAGUUAUUCAUAGUUUCUAAAACUCCUGAAAUUCUUCCGAAGAAAGUACGCAGAGAAUUGUUGAAAUCCAAGGAAGCAAGAUGUUUCAGUAUCUUGAAGCCUCAAUCGGCUGUGCCGGAUCCGAUAGCGAAGAGAAAUCGCGUGAGGACCAAAGAGGAAAGGAAAAACGCGCUCGUUUUAAGGAAGGAAGCCAUUAUGAGGUCCAAGGGUAUUUUGAAGCAGAAAGAUAGGCUUAGAUUGAAGAAUAAGAUGAUUGCAGCAAUGAAACGAGAGGAGAGAUUGAAAGAAGCAAAGAGGGGACAGUUCGACAAUGAUACAUGGAAAGAGGAGAACAAGGAAAUCGUUGAUACAGAUUGGCUGGCUUCUAGCACGAUCAAACACACACUGACACACUUUGGAGCAAAGAAGAAGAAGUUGCCAAUUUCUCUGCGCAAGAAACCUUCAGCUAUCCCAGCAGUUGAGCUUCCUCAUCCAGGAACAUCUUACAAUCCUUCCUUCGAGGAUCAUCAGAAGUUGUUGCAUGAAAUAGCACAGAAGGAAAUGGAAUUGAUAAAGGAAGAGAAACACUUGGACAGAGUUACCACGAAGAUGUUUAAAAAGGUUUCUCAAAAGGAAAAAGAGAAGAACUAUAUACAAGAAAUGUCUGAAGGUCUGAAGCCAGAGGACAAUCCAGACACUGAAAACGAAGAUAAUGACCCGACAGUGAAGUCUGUAAAUCCACCAGUUAGAAAUAUGAAAAAGACGAGAGUGCAGAGGCGCAAGCAGAAAGAGCAGAAAGCAUUGCAACUUGAAAAGCAGAAGGAGAAAGUAGAGAAAAAGAAAAUUUCAGAUAUAUACAGAUUGAAAUUAAUGGACAGACAAUUAGCUGCCAAAGAGAAGAAAUCAACAAUCCUGAAGGAGAAGCGAUUAAAGAAGAAGGCGCAGCACGCGAUAGGUACUAAAACGCUCAGCAGAGUUAAAUUCGAACCGUUAGAACAGGAGUUCAAAUUAGCAAGCGAGUUGUCCGGCAAUUUACGAAAUACCGAAGCAACUAAUAAUCUGUUGAAGGACAGGUUCAAGUCUCUUCAACAGAGAAAUAUCGUUGCUCCUUCCAACCUCAAGUUGUCGCGAGACAAACCGAAAGUCAAGCGUUUUAUAAAGCCGGACCAUAAGAUCGUGCUGCCUAAUGUAAAAUAAUUUAGAUCUGUAAGUAGCGAUAUAAGGACUUUGUAAAUAAAUAUUAUUCGUCAA
This is a messenger RNA of Ceratina calcarata, 1580 nucleotides long. Its product is annotated as ribosome biogenesis protein NOP53. Gene Ontology annotation, biological process: ribosomal large subunit assembly; rRNA processing. Lineage: Eukaryota; Metazoa; Arthropoda; Insecta; Hymenoptera; Apidae. Gene Ontology annotation, molecular function: 5S rRNA binding. Bases 201 to 1526 code for a protein of 441 amino acids. The transcript has 3 exons. The record is from RefSeq and is a predicted model, not a curated record. Gene Ontology annotation, cellular component: nucleolus.